GUAUCUUCAAAGCCCCCGCCCUCUCAUCUCUCAGACCACAUCACUGCUCAUUCUUUGCACGACCAUAAUGUCCGUCAGUCCCGCAGUUAUGCGCCGGCUCAUGCGCGAGCUAAACGAGCUUCAAACGAACCCUUCGGAGGGUAUUCGAGUUUCGACGGCGGAAGAGAACAUGCUCGACGUGACAGGCAUUAUUCAGGGUCCAGAGGGCACACCGUACGCCGGUGGUUACUUCAAGGUCAAGUUCAAAUUCACGGAGGAGUUCCCUGCCGCGCCGCCGAAAUGCUGGUUUGCAACGAAGAUCUUUCAUCCGAAUGUCGGCCCGACGGGCGAGAUCUGUGUCAACACUCUUAAGAAAGACUGGAAGUCGGAAUAUGGCAUUGGUCACAUCCUCGUUACCGUGAAGUGCCUGCUCAUCUACCCCAACCCCGAGUCUGCCCUUGACGAGGAAGCAGGGAAGCUCUUGUUGGAGAACUAUGACGACUACUGUUCGCGUGCAAAGUUGAUCACGAGCGUGCAUGCGACGCCAAGGGCUCCACCACCGGAAUUCAACACCCCAUUCGCCGAGGAAGACGCGAAACCCUCCUCUUCCAAGGGUUCUCCGAAGGCCGCCCCAUCUGCUCUCUCGCAGCAACCCGUUACCACCUUUGUCACCCCCUCUUCCUCCACCUCCUCCUCAAAACCGCUCUCCUCAGGCCCGCUCCAAGUUUCGCCGUCCAAUGUUGAAGAUGCCGGCCGGGAGAACGCAGGCCCAAAGCUGCCGAACAAGGACAGACACACCUCCCCCGCGCCUCUGGGCCCUGCAGACUCGAACGUCACGCCAUCGCAAGCAGUGGCAAGCGAGAAAAAGGCUGCCACCCACGCCACCCCUACUACCAAAGCCGUCAAGCGGACUGCAGCUAGUGCGACUAGUGGGGCCGAGAAGCGCAAGAAGGCUCUGAAGCGGUUGUAGUAAGACGUCAUCGUCUCUCUGCUUCUGUGCGUAAGGAUGGGAGCCGAACGAUGUCGGAAACGGCCUGGAUGGACUGUAAUAGCUGAAUGCCGUUGCAUGUCG
This is a messenger RNA of Phanerochaete carnosa HHB-10118-sp, 1051 nucleotides long. RefSeq lists its product as uncharacterized. Lineage: Eukaryota; Fungi; Basidiomycota; Agaricomycetes; Polyporales; Phanerochaetaceae. The record is from RefSeq and is a predicted model, not a curated record. Bases 68 to 949 code for a protein of 293 amino acids. The transcript has 5 exons.